AGAGAGGCAGGGGGUGGGGACCCCAGCCCCAGAUGGUGACGUUGGGGGCUGGCCCAGGCCUGGGGUGUGGAGGAACCUGACUACCGGGCUUCCUGUCUCUUCAUUUAACCACGUCUCUGCAGAAGUAACAAGUGCUCUCCCCAGUGGGCUCCUGGUUGCAGAGCUCCCAGCCCUCACAUAGGCACACCUGUGUGAGAAGCAGAGGAGAAGAAAGACACAGGCCCAGAGGUUCAUUCUGAGCCUUCCUGCCACGCCCUCCCCCGCAGCCUUCCCAGCUCACGGAAACCGCUCCUGCUCCUUCAUCUGAACUCCCAAACAGCAUCUUUCUGCCUGUCUCACUCGGAGGCCUUCUGGGGUUGGUCCGACGACGGCCCUGCCCUUCCUGUGGGGGAGGCUCAGGUUCCCCCCUGCUUCAGCAAGGCCACGAUGGACAGGGGAACCUCUUUUGGGCACCUGCUCCUGCUGCUACAACUAGCGCUGCUUCCAGCAGUCACUCAGGGAAGAGAAGUGGUGCUGGGGAAGGCAGGAGAGACAGUGGAGCUGCCCUGCCAAGGUUCCCAGAAGAAGAAUGUGUUCUUCAACUGGAAGUAUCCUUCCGAGGUCAAGAUUCUGGGAGGUCAGCGCACCUGGUGGGUUAAAGGUAACACCAAGCUGAAAGAUCGCAUUGAAUCAAAAACGACCCUGUGGGACCAAGGGUCCUUUCCUCUGAUCAUCAAGUAUCUUGAAAUAACAGACUCAGGGACUUACAUCUGUGAAGUGGAGGACAAGAAGACAGAGGUGGAAUUGUUGGUGUUCAGAUUGACUGCCAACUCCCACACCCACAGCAGCAUCCGCCUGCUGCUGGGGCAGAACUUGACCCUGACCUUGGAGAGCCCCUCUGGUAGUAACCCUUCUGUGCAAUGGAAGGGUCCCAGGCAUCAAAACACGACUCAGGGGAGCCACUUCCGGCUCAGGCUGGGGUUGCAGGACAGUGGCACCUGGACGUGCACCGUCUCCAAGGACCAGAAGACACUGGUGUUCAACAUAAACAUCUUGGUGCUGGCUUUCCAGAAAGUCUCUCACACAGUCUAUGCGAAAGAGGGGACACAGGCGGAGUUCUCCUUCCCGCUUACCUUCGCAGACGAAAACCUGAGCGGGGAGCUGCAGUGGCAGGCAGAGGGGGCUUCCUCCCAGCAGAAAUGGAUCUCCUUCUCCUCGGACAACAGGAAGGUGUCUGUGACAGGUGUUUCCCCACACCUCAAGCUCCAGGUGGAGGAGAUGCUCCCGCUCCGCUUCAAGCUGCUCCAGGCUCUGCCUAAGCAUGCCGGUUCUGGAAAGCUGAGACUAUUUCUUGCCAAGGGCGAGUUGCAACAGGAAGUGAAGCUCGUGGUGAUGAGAUUGACUAGGUCCCAGAAUGAUGUGACCUGCCAGGUGCUGGGACCCUCCUCCCCCAAGCUGAUGCUGAGCCUGAAGCUGGAGAACCAGACUGACCAGACUGCAAAGGUUUCAAAUUCGCAGAAGCUGGUAAAGGUGCCGGACCCUGAGACGGGGACAUGGCAGUGUCUACUGAGUGACAAUGGCAAAGUCCUGCUGGAAUCCAAGAUUGAGGUUUUGGCCACAUCGUUCCCCCAAGCCUCGCCAAAGCUCCUGGCCGCCAUGCUGGGGGGUGUCGCAGGCCUCCUGCUUUUCACUGGGUUCUUCAUCUUCUGCUGUGUUAAGUGCUGGCACCGCAGGCGCCAGGCAGAGCGGAUGUCUCAGAUCAAGAGACUCCUCAGUGAGAAGAAGACCUGCCAGUGCCACCACCGGUUCCAGAAGACAGGUAACCUCAUUUGAGGCACUGGCCAGGGGGCGCUCCCCACUUGCAGCCUCUCCAGCUGUCUUCCUUGCGUUUCCUGGACCUGUGAACCAGAUGAAUGUAGCAGAUCCCAGUGCCUCUGGCCAUCUCCUGUUCUCCUUGUUCACAGUUGGCCAUCCGUGUUCCUUUUCCAGAGGCUUACUCACACCAUCUCUUCCCAUUUCCUCUUCACUCAAGCCCUAGCCCUUCUUUGAUUAUUUCCUCUCAGCUCUCUCCCUCACUGCCCGCUUGGAUCCCAGGGGAGCAUGUGGGACCAGCCCUGCCUGGCCUGGAGGGUGAGGCUGGGCCUCUGAAGCAUGUAGCACAUGUCAACAUGACAUGUAGGACUGUCAUUUUAAGGGAGAGGACCCUGGAAUCAGAGAGGGCAGGGACCAGCCCAAGAUCACAAUAGCCAGUCGAGGAAUAGCCAGUCGAGGACAGACCCAGAUCCAAAGGCUCCUGACUGCCAGCCUCCACUGCUCCGUUUGGCCUGCUUCUCACCCUGUGUGGGCUGGGCUACAGACUCACACCCCACCCUGUGCACAAACAGGCACCCCUGGACACGCACCCAUGUACACAGCCCAAACUUGUGCACAGACGCAGUUCCUUAUCACCCAAGCAGAGUCUCUCAGUUUAUAAACCAGUUUCACAUCCUUUGUCUAUUUGAACCUUAUGCAAAUCCAACAAGGCUGGUAAUGACAAGCCCAAGAUUAGUAUCUCCAGUUUGUAGACCAGAAAUGGAACUGGGAAGGUCAGAUGUGCCCAAGGUCCCACAGCUAGUAAGCGCCAGAGUCAGGACUAGCCCAUGUCUCUUGCCCCCUAAUUCCACUGCUAUUUCUUGAGCACAGGGACAAACACCACAGAGACCUCUGCUGGCUAGUCAUAGAUGCCCAGGGUGUACCUUUGGAUUCACAGGAGCACACCACCACAGGCAGGGCCUGCCUCAGAGAGUUCAGGAACACGGGGGAGGGCCUCCCUGCCUAAGAUCCCUCCUUCAUCACCUCCUGGGGGCAGAAUCUUAUCAGAGGACACAGCCUUCAGUUCUCCUAAUCAGAGCACAGGCUGGGAGCAAGGCCCUGUGGGAGAGAGUGCCCAGUGACCUGCCACAGAACCUUCUGGAAGGUGAGCUUCCGGAAGGUGGGAGAGAGGGUAGGGAGCUGGCUUGAAAGUGAAACUCUGAGGGACCCUCCUCUGAAAGGUGAUAGUGCUGGGCCUCAGUGCCCUUGCCCUGCACCCUGCUCCAUCUCUCCCCAACACCAUUCAGGACACAGGAACUUGGGGUGACAAGUAUUCUUCCUCCUUCUCUUGGUCCAUUUCUCUCAGGAUCCCAACCUCCUCUGCCUCUCCUUCCUUUCCUUUCUCACCACCUCCCGCUGUCCUGACCCCUUUCCGGCUUCCUUUCUUUCCAGAUUGCCUCUUCCAGGAAGAACAGCCCAUUGCUGCCAGGGCCCCCCACUGCUUGCUUUGUAUUCCUGCCCCUGCCCCACCCCUGCCUCCUGAGCUGACAGAAAAAUACAACAAACUUACUAUAAA
Messenger RNA from Equus quagga, 3346 nucleotides. It is a transcript of the gene CD4, whose product is annotated as CD4 molecule. The record is from RefSeq and is a predicted model, not a curated record. Gene Ontology annotation, biological process: cell adhesion; T cell activation; positive regulation of ERK1 and ERK2 cascade. Gene Ontology annotation, molecular function: MHC class II protein binding; coreceptor activity; protein tyrosine kinase binding. Gene Ontology annotation, cellular component: external side of plasma membrane; membrane raft. The transcript has 11 exons. The coding region runs from base 427 to 1812 and encodes 461 amino acids. Lineage: Eukaryota; Metazoa; Chordata; Mammalia; Perissodactyla; Equidae.